Molecule: messenger RNA, 1104 nt
Organism: Nerophis lumbriciformis (worm pipefish)
Lineage: Eukaryota; Metazoa; Chordata; Actinopteri; Syngnathiformes; Syngnathidae
Product: tumor necrosis factor ligand superfamily member 14-like
Biological process (GO): immune response
Cellular component (GO): membrane
Molecular function (GO): tumor necrosis factor receptor binding
Source: RefSeq, a predicted model, not a curated record
GCAACAUUGGUCAGUUGGCAGGAAACACGCAGAGGCGGCGCAGUCAACGAAAAGGCUUGCAUUGUUUUUUUUCGGAGGACUUUCCCCCCCCCCCCCAUUCAUGUGGUAACUAUAUGAAGGUGGAGCGGGAGCGUGGAGACCAUGGCAGAGGCCGGCAUGGCGAACCACCCCCAAGUGUUUGUGGUGGACAGCCGAGCCACCUUCUACUCCCCGCCCCGCGGCGUGAGAAAAACCAGAUGGACACCGGCCGGUCACAAGGUUCUGCUGCUGGUGAUGGCGCUGACCGUGUUGGGACUUGUUGUCGAGGGAUGUUUUGUCUACAAACUUUACAUGAAAACGGAGGUAUUUUCCAUUUGUGGGUCUGAUCCACUCUGUCAAAACUUGUCCAACCCUAAAACAUUUGCCAAGCAGUUUGGUGCCUUCAGAGGCCACAUGACAUCUGAUGGCUCCAAUGAGGUUGACCGAGCGCAGCCUCUACUGGGACAAAAGCCAUUUGCCCACCUGAUGUGUAGCAGCAGUCCGAUCGGGGAGAAAAAUGUCGUACAGUGGGUUGACAAAGUGGGUGACGCCGUCACCUACCAGAUGAGCUACAGCAAUGGCCGCCUGUUGGUGGAGAAAGAAGGGUAUUACUACCUCUACUCCAAAGUGCAACUAAAUGCAGCAGAGACGUGUUCUCUCACCCAGCACAAGGUGAUGAAAGACACCAUGGCAUAUGACCACUCUAUCGAACUUAUGAAAUCAAAACGGUCCCGCUGCUGGACCCCAAAACCUUCAAGUGGGAGGUCUUCAGGAGGGGAGGAUCUGUGGGACAGUUUCUUGGCAGGGAUCUUCCACCUGCAGUUGGGCGAUCACAUUUUUGUCACGGUGGAUAACAUACACAAGUUGCGCCCUGGACAGAGUGAAAACUUCAUGGGAGCUUUUAUGGUAGCUCCUUAAAAAGACUUGAUUGUAAUCUCACGAAAACAGUAUCUGACAUUCAGACUAGAGCUGUGUUUUUCAACCUUUUUUGAGCCAAGGCACAUGUCCAGUGGCACACCACCAGCAGAAAACAUAAAAAAAUGAAACUCAGCAGCCGAUAUUGACAAUAAAAAGUUGUUCUCGCAA